Messenger RNA from Nelumbo nucifera (sacred lotus), 3444 nucleotides. RefSeq names its product asynaptic protein (gene ASY3). Gene Ontology annotation, biological process: meiotic cell cycle. The record is from RefSeq and is a predicted model, not a curated record. NCBI's taxonomy places the organism in Eukaryota, Viridiplantae, Streptophyta, Magnoliopsida, Proteales, Nelumbonaceae.
ACUAUUAAGCGAAGUAGCGCAUUACGCACUGCAGUUAUGUUAGAGUUAUCAUGACGGUUGCUCUUACACUCUUGCAUCACAAUUUCCCGCCCAUUCCUUUUUUCCUAUAUUUCUCUUAAAACUCUCUGUAUUGUCUAGUCCCUUCUCAAAACUCUCUGUAUUGUCUAGUCCCUUCUCCUCUUUGGAGUCCUAAAGAAACAACCAUCGUUUUGCGAGCCAUUUUCGAAAGAUUAUGAUCGUAGUUGCAGCGCAGGGUCUCGUCGAUGGUCCACGGAAACAUAUCUCCGUUGGAUGAUUAGUACAUUUUGUGAAGGAUUAGUCCGAGAUUUGUCCAAAAUCGAGGUAACAGAAAUCUUCGAUCAGAUGUCAAAUGAAGUUGUUCUAGUGGGUUACUGAUGUAACACAAACUAGAUAUAUGGAGCUUCAACAACAGAAAAAACUGCGAGAUGUUCUAGCUGGUUACUGAUAUAACACAAACUAGAUAUAUGGAGCUUCAACAACAGAAAAAACUGCGAGAUGAUCCAACGAGCAGCUAUUGGAGUUUUGGCAGCAAUUAUAAUGUUGGUAGUCAAACCAGGAAGGUCUCCAUCGGAAUUACAGUAGAUGCCUCUGCUAAAAGGAAACCUGCGAAUAGAAAGGAGGAUGCUGCUGCAUUGCAAAAUACAGGAAAAGUAGCUUCUUCUGGAGGGAAAUGCUCAGAAGAUAAAAACAAGGAUCCAGGAGUAGUAGCUGUCUUGAAAGGAAAGCAAGCAAAUAUUCCUGAGCAAGAGAAUUCUCCAUGGGUUUCUACCAGACACUUGCAUGAAGAAACACCAGCUACAGUAACAGAUAACCUUUAUGCUAAUCAAACUUCUGUAAUACAGCCUUCCAGUGUCAUGCAGAAAGAAGUUGAAGGAGCAAAAGAGAAGAUAACAACAAAAACAGUUCAGUUUUUUCCAAACCAGAGCAAUGCUUUUCAGUCAACUAAUGGUGUCACUUAUGGAAGGGCAAAAGGAACCACAGAAUGGGUGGAAGAUUUUGCUUUUGUAACUGCACAGGAAAUUCAUGUGCUAAAUGGAGAAGGAGAAGAAAAAUCAAAUAAAACAGCAAAUAGAAGCAGUGACAUUCUGAGAAUGAAACUUUCUGAGAUAUUAGGAGCUUUUGCUUUGUCUGAUGACCAUCAUUCAAAUUCACAGACUCUUGUGGCUGGUACAAAGAUUUUGAAGCCAGUAGAAGAUUUGAAACAAAAUAAUAAUAAAGAGAACUUGGAUACAACAGAGAAGAAUUUGAGCCCAGUGGGACAUUUGGACCCAAAGGCCUGUAAAAUUGUGAAGCCUAAACAGAGCCUAAAUACACCAGGGGUGAAUCUUAAACCAGUUAGACAUUUGAAUCAAAAGAACAAUGCAGUUCUCAAGCCUAAACAGAACUCAGAUACAAUAGAACCUGAUAGUGAAAGUCCUGAUCAAACCAUCAAGAGACCCAUGACCCGUUCUUUAAGUAAAAAGAAGGCUCCAAGCAGAGCACAGCUGAAUUUGCAGAAUAAGAUUUUAUAUGCUGGAAAUUUGCCACCUUCCCCAAGCCAUAGUAAGAAACAUCAAGAGAACAGUAUUUUUAAUUUUGAUGAAGCAGACAAAGAAAAUGGAAAUUCUGUUGGAUGGUCAGGGAGCCUACAUGGGACUACUACUGCCAGUGACAGCUCUUAUAUGCCUAAUAACAAGAAUAUUAGGAAAGAGAAUAGUAAAGUUAAGCAGCAAAGGAGUCAUUUCUCUAAAAAAGAUAUCCCAAAUAAGAUUCAGCAACCCACUACUAGGAGGAAAAUACCAGUCUCAGUUGAAAGAACAGAGUCACGCAAUAAUGGCAUGGGAGAUUUUUGUGGUUUCCCUCAGAAUGACAGAGAAGGUAUGCAACCAAAGAGCAGAACUGCAGAAGAAGAUUUCCACCAUUUUCUUGUAAGGGAGGAAAGGGAUCAGAGUGAGAGAACAGAAUCACAUGAAAACAGGACAGAAAAUUUUCAUGUUCACCCUCCUCAGAGUAGCAGAGACUAUGUGCAACAUAAGAGUAAAAUUUCAGGAGCAGAUUUCCACCACUUUUCUCUAAGGAAGGGGAGUGAGCAACAAUCAUAUUUUAAAAGUUCACCAUUACUAAAGAGUGCCAUCCCUCUAGAAGAUUUUGGGAAUCCUUCCUUAGAGAAGAAUGACCAACAGAAUGAUUUCCAGAGUCCAAGAUGCAGGAUGGGAACGCCCAACCAAACUUGUUCUUCAAGCCCUCUAUUACCAAGCACUACUCCAACAGAGUGGGGUGUUUUGAGACCUGCAACCGCUGAUAGAAAUUUUAUGGGUGAUGACAAAGAGCAUAACAAGUCACCUACUGGGGAAUUAUCGCCUACUAUGGAAGAGCAUGAUGCAAAAAAUAGGCAAUCUCAAUUAUCGUCUGAAGAGCAGUAUAGUGAGAGCAUUGAUAAAGCUUUGCUCAAAAAUAAAGGUUACAGGGAAAGAGAGACACGAUCUACAAAAUCUAAAGUUUCCAAGACACCAGAAUUCUUGCCUAACCCAACUAAAAGGCUUCGCACCCAAGGAAGCUUUAGAAUUAGCAAAAUCAGCCCUACCUCGGCAUCCUUGAAAGGUUUUGAAAAGAGGAUUCUUGGCCAGGGUUUUUCAGAUGAAAACCAUGGAGAUGGUUUAGCGGGGGCUGUUACUUUAUUUGCAUUGGCUUUGGAAAGAUUUAAAACCAAAAUGAAGUUGCAGACAAGCAAGAAAAGCUCUGAGAUCCUGGCAUCUGUUUCUGAAGAAAUUUGGGUGCAGCUACAAAAUGUUGAGUCUCAGAUUAAGUCAGACUUAGGAAAGUUAACAAAUGCUGGUAACUCUAAGAGGAAACAUCUGGAGUCAAGAUGCCAAGCACAAAAAGAAGGGCUUAAGCUCAUAUAUGAGAAGUUCAAAGAAGAGGUUAAUCAGCAUCUCCAGGUUUCCAAGAGAGAACUUGAAGAACUGGAAGAAUAUCAAACAGAAUUGAAAGGUUCUGUGGAGAGACAAAAAGCAUCACAUCAGAAGCUUCUAUUGCAAGUUGAAGGAGCAAUUAAAACCCAGCUUAGUGAUGCUGAAGGAAGAAUUAAAGCUGUUCACAAGAUGGCGAGGGAAAAGAUGCUCCAACUUAAUCACGCAAUUGCAGAGUGCUUGAAAGGAGCUGAUUUCAGUUGAUGAUUUUUCUAGAAGUCAACAACAAAUUUGAGACUUUCAGCUUGAGGUGUGAAGAGAAUUCACAGGGUUGUAGGUAUGCUUUGAACAUUGUGUCCAGCAUGUAAGCUUUCACGUUUGAAAAGUACCAGUGGGGCACAAUUUCCAAAGCUUACUUUGAUCUGUUCUGUUCAGUUUCUCUCUUUUUGUUGUAGAGGGUCUGUUAGAUUAUUCAGAGUUGUAACAAGGCACAUCAAAUAUAUCAUGAACAGUGUAAUCAACGGUGUACCGAUUA